AUGUUUGAGCACCACAUGGGCACGCGCUGCGACUCGCUGGAGAGGGAGCGUGACCAGCACCUGGAGACGAUCGAGCAGCAGCGUCAGCUGGUUCAGAAGCUGGAGGAUGACCUGGGCAGCAUGAACUCGGUGGCGGCCAUAUGCCGCGGCGAGGGAGAGGGGAUGCCGUCCUCCUCCGAGCUGGUGGCAGAGGCCGUGAGGGACACGAUGGAGCCGAUGCCGACCCCUGUCCGACCUCCGUCGGUACUGGGAGGGGACCCCGGCUCGGCGGCCGACACCAUCCUGCCCAUCGUCACCGCGCAGAGGGAGCGCUUCAGGCUCAGAAUUCAGGAGCUGGAACAGGAGCGCAACAUGGCGCAACACGAGCUGAGCCUCAAGGAUACGGAGAUCGACGACCUGAGGCGCGAUAACCUCAAACUGUUCGAGAAGAUCCGCUUUUUGCAGAGCUACUCGUCCCAGAAGCCGAAGAAGCCCGGUCAGGACGUGGAGUCUCGCUACUCGAGCCAGUACGAACAGUCGCUGGACCCGUUCUCGUCGUUCUCGCGCCAGGAGCGGGCCAGGAAGUACAGUCAGCUCAGUCCCUUCGAGAAGGUCACACUAUCCAUGGGUCAGCUGGUGCUCUCCAGCCGUACAGCACGCACGGUGGCCUUUCUGUACACACUGCUGCUCCAUCUGCUCGUGUUUGCUGUCCUCUACAAGAUGGCCUACACGGAGAUGUACCAUCGACAGUUCUCAUCAGACUGCGCCGAAAAAUACGCCGAGCACAUGCUGAAGAUUCACGGGGAGGAGAGCCACCUGUGA
Messenger RNA from Amphibalanus amphitrite, 801 nucleotides. Its product is annotated as protein CASP-like. Gene Ontology annotation, cellular component: Golgi membrane. Gene Ontology annotation, biological process: intra-Golgi vesicle-mediated transport. NCBI's taxonomy places the organism in Eukaryota, Metazoa, Arthropoda, Thecostraca, Balanomorpha, Balanidae. The record is from RefSeq and is a predicted model, not a curated record. The transcript is spliced from 7 exons. The coding region runs from base 1 to 801 and encodes 266 amino acids.